Molecule: messenger RNA, 5016 nt
Organism: Sinocyclocheilus anshuiensis
Lineage: Eukaryota; Metazoa; Chordata; Actinopteri; Cypriniformes; Cyprinidae
Gene: nme4
Product: NME/NM23 nucleoside diphosphate kinase 4
Exons: 5
Coding region: 118-747 (209 amino acids)
Biological process (GO): CTP biosynthetic process; GTP biosynthetic process; UTP biosynthetic process
Molecular function (GO): nucleoside diphosphate kinase activity
Source: RefSeq, a predicted model, not a curated record
CGCGUACGCGCGUGUAACGGUCCGGGGGUUAAAACCACCGCAGCGCUCAGAAGUUUUGGAGUUGUUAAAGCUCUACUCGGUGAAGUUUUGGGACGCAUUUGAACUGGUGGAAAAAAAAUGAUGGCAGCGAGAUUUGCUCUGUGCGUCCACGUAGCGCGAGCGACCACACGGAGUUCCACGUGCAUUUUGGGACAUGAACACGCGCGCAGCCUCAGCAGUGACACAGAUUUUUCUGGCAUUAAAGAACGGACUUUGGUAGCAGUGAAGCCCGAUGGCGUUCAGAGAAGGCUGAUCGGUGAGGUCAUCAAGCGCUUUGAGCAGCGAGGAUUCCGAUUGGUGGGUCUGAAGAUGCUGCAGGCUUCUGACAAGCUUUUAGCUCAGCAUUACGUCUCGCUGCAGAGGAAACCCUUUUACUCCAGCCUGCUUUACUACAUGACCUCUGGCCCCAUAGUUGCCAUGGUGUGGGAGGGGCAUAAUGUAGUGAGGUCAUCACGUAUGCUGGUGGGAAGCACAGACCCUGCUGAAGCCGCACCGGGAACUAUUAGAGGAGAUUUCAGUGUUCACAUCAGCAGUCACCAUGAGGGCCCCUGGCUGGAGGCUAAACUGGAUUUGAAGAUCAAAAUAACCACACAGACUCAUCGUUACAGUCAAGAACAUCCUUUUAUUCAAUCAGUUAAAGGUGCUGCUCUUACUUGUUUUUCUUAUUAUGGAAAAGAAAUUGUAAUCAACACAUGCAUUUCACCAUGAGCUCUGGAAGGCGUGUGGACUGAGAAGGGCGCCGCUCGAGGAGUUCAAACCAGGGCCGGAGCCGCCAAGGAUUCAUGCUACUCUAAACGCAUCUGAAUGCCCCGCUCAACAAAAGAGUACAAAAGUAAAUACGAAAGAAAGAAAAUGGACGGUCAGUACCAGGGAGGGACAACGAGAGCGCCAAACACAUGUCCGUCACUAUGGCUUUCACUUACAGUUAUUAAUAAAUCACAGCCAACGCGGACGCCGGCUUCACGGACUCGGGAAAGUGAAACAAUUGCAUAUUUUGUUUGUGGGAGGAAGCAAGUUUUCGUUAAGCCCACUAUGUGGGCUUUUGCUGGUGAGUUUUCAAGUUAAUUUUAGUCUCGCUCAGGUUUUUGUGGCGUGCGUCACUUUGGUCUAUGAGUUUGGCUCGUAACGCUGGGCUCGCGGUUGCUUUGAAACUGUGUCGCUUUCCCUGGGCUGAAACCACUCCGUUUUUAAGGUGCUUCGUCUUGACAGGAACUUUUUUUAUUUUUUAUUAUUAUUUUCUGGUCACGUACAACCAUUCAAAGGUGCAUCAUCAUUACAGAUUCUCAAUGCAAUAUCAAUAUAAACAGAUCAUAGCAAAUCAAAUGAAUUUGGUAACAAAGAAAUAAAUAGCUCAAAAACUCGCCUAUUAUACCCCAGCGGUCGGCCUCUACUGUUUUCACAAACCGCGUCCAGCUGAAACGCCCGUCUGUCGGACGGCCCACCAGAGCUCACCGGCGUAACUUGUUCACGUACAUUAACUGUUCAAUGGAGAAGCUGAAGAGAUCGGUAUGAAUACAACGUGAAGCGUACAGACAAGAAUAACAUGUGAGCUAACUGCAUUCUGCUCAGACAACAUUUUUUUCUUACUUUUUUUUUUUUUUUACAUUUUAAAACCCCUCCGUUCAGAGAAAAGGGGCACAGGGAAGGGCGAUGCUUAUGCAACUAUAGACUACUCCAGUGUCCAAAAGAGGCAGAAGACAAGAUUACAGAGGAAGGAAAAGCAAGACAGAAAGUUUUUUUUUUGUUGUCAUUUUUCUAUUUUCUACAGUUUUCUAAAUUAUUCAACAAUAAAAAGAUGAACUAAGUCACACCGAUUUCCUUUAGUACUAUAUAUACUGCUUUGAAGAAGUUGCGGAAGGAGAAAUACAGAAGUUUGAACGAGGGGAUUUUUUUUUCUUUUAGCUUUUUUUUUUAGAUGGGCACUCAGGAUUACAAGAUGGUGUCUGCGAACAAAAGGCACUUUUUAGGGACAACCUUUAUGAUGCUCUGAGUCUAACACUAGAUCACAAAACAAAUAUUUAGAGUCAUUUACAUGGGGGCAGUAGAGGGCGCUGCAGGUUAAGAGGGGGAGGGGUUCAGUUUCAACUCUUUCUGAUCAGUCGCUGACUUUGUUUGGGUGAAUCUUAUUACGAAAAUUAUCACACCAAAAUCAAAAGAAAACAAAUUGUAUUUUUUUUGCAUGGACCAUUAGUAUGUUUUUGUAUUGUAACAUUUAUUUUUGACAAAAUAUUUUUUUUUCUUAUGAUUUCUGAAUGAAAUAUACAGAGCCCCACAAAUGACAUGGAAAUUUUUUUUUCCCACGAAUUAAGAAUUUGUUUCUGUGACUUAUAAGUUUCGUUGUUUUCGAAAAUCGUAGCCACGUUGUACAAAUUUGUUCCAUAAUUUUCGUAAAUUGUGGUCAUGUUGUAAUAAUUUGCUCCCUUGUUUUCGUAAAUCAUAGCCACGUUGUACAAAUUUGUUCCAUAAUUUUCGUAAAUUCCGGUUAUGUUGUACAAAUUCGUUCUUUUGUUUUCGUAAAUCGUCGCCAUGUUGUGCUAACUUGUUUCCACGUUUUCAUAAAUUAUGGCCAUGUUUUACUAUUUUGCUUUCUUGUGUUCGUACAUCGUGGCCAAUUUGUACUAAUGCCAUGAUUAUAAAAACGAGGGAACAAAUUAAUAAGUUAUGGAUACAAAUUCUUAAUUCGUAGCCACAAUUUGAAUAAAGUGAGGGAAUAAAUUAAUAAAACAAGGGAACUUAAUUCAUGGCCACAAUAAAUAUACUGUUGUCCUCAUGUCAUGUGCGGGGCUCUGUAGAAACAUGACUGUACAUGUACAUAUCUUGAAAGUUUUUGAGAUCCACAAUUUUCAAAGUAUAAACGAUAACAAAUUCACAUCACACCUCCCGUCUCUUCUUACUCCAAAAUUUUUAGCAUACAAUGGGCAUUUAAUUUAUUCGAGCUGCAUUAAAGCCUCUCCCGUAAACAGGGAAGAUCUUGUCAUACCUUUCAUUCGAAUUCAAAAUUUCUGUGCAAAAAGCCAGCAAAGUUCAGAUGGGAAGUUCGUUAAGGUUUCGUGGGCGAUCCAAAGCAUGGAAGUCCUAGAAUACUGGAAUGCAUAGCAUGAAGUCAAAAAUACCAGAAAAAUCCAGUGUUUUAGCUAGUUAAAAGUCGUAAAACCUCUUAGGACGUCAUCAGUCGACAUUCUUUGAUCGCUUCGGAGAAAAGGUUGGAGGAAAAAUGCCUUUUGUCACAACCUUGACCACAUUGAACACCCUCCCCCCUUUAGAAAAUACAAAAAGCAAAGAGUAUUGAACGUUUUUUCUUUCUUCUAAAAUUUGUCUUGAUAACACUUAUUUUUCGUCUUCUUACGUAUAAUAGAGAUCGAACGUACUUUGAACCAUAAAAAGCACCUGUUUUAUUUAGUGAUAUAUUCUGACGUGUCGCAAAAAACUGCUUCUUCAGCCCUCCUAAGUUUUGAGAACAAAUCAUUACAAAUAAACAUUAAAAAAAGCAGAAAAAAGGAAAGAUUACAAAACGAAUUCCCAAAACGUACAAAGACCAUUUUCUCUCGCUCUUUCCGCCCUGUAGUUUAGAGUCCCGGACAGCGUGGACUUUACUAUAAUAGAAGGAUUUUCACCUCUACGCUUUCCUGUACACCCUAACAAUGAGACAAACACAGUUUCUACCCAAGGCAUUGCACAUGGCUCAAUCAACACACUUUAUUUUGCAAUAACAAAUACUUCCUGUCCAAACACAAAAGAAAUCAAAAGCCGUGCAUUUAAUUUUUUUUUUUUUACUACGCUAUCGAUAACAUUUUCCGCGGAAAUCUGAUUUCCACCGGUUGAUUAUUUUUUUGCUCUAAUUACCAUUAAGUGCAGAACUGGGUUUUCGGGACUGGUAUUUCUGAACGGAUAUCUGAUUUAUGAUCAUGUCAUACUUCAAAAAAUAACUAGACUGCCACUGAGCUUAUUAGGCAAAUAAGAAGAAAAUGUAUAUAUAAAUAUAUAUGGAUAUAUCCUUUAUAUAUAAAGAUGUUUGUAACUAGUGAGCUGACGCUUGUUUUUUUCUCAUAAAAAUUUCACGCUCCGCUAUAGCUUAUAUGCAAGAAAAUAACCUGAAUUCAUGUUUAACAAAUUGCAUAAUGGGAAUACAGAGGCACUUCCUUUGAUUAGAAAAGAAAAGACCAUUGCCAUCACGAUUCUCGUGUUAAUUUUCUACCAAAGCGAUGACACGGCCGCCAUCCGGCAAUAAUGCUUCCCUGCAGUGAGAUACAUGGUCAGGCAGUCCAGUUAUUUUGUGACGUUACCGAUUACAGUUGCGUCGAAAACAAAACUUUAUCAGCGGAUGAAGAUCUCCCUACUCUAAUUCACUGUAAAGGUUUCCCUUUGUAGUCAAUCUGUGGAGGAGAGUGCGUGUAUGUGCAGACAGCCAUGCCGAAACGUUACCAAAUUUCGAGUAAAAUGCUACUGAAGUGAAUGGUGAAACGCAGCUUCUAAUAACAGCGGUCCGAGCGGCCCACCUCCCUCUGAGCACGGCUAUGAUAUGUCGCAUAUUCUUUUGCUCCGCAGCGAGGUCACAUGCUCUUGGAACACAGACUUCUGGGAGUGUAAACGGGUACGUAAACAAAACACAGAAGUGGGCGUGUCUCUAGGGCCGUCUUUAUUAGUGCUAAUGAAUCAGGGACUUUUAUUAUGCCUCGCUACAAUGACAAAAUUAAUUCAAAACAGCCAUUAUACAUAACAGAAUGACUAGCUGGGGCUUUAAAAAAAAUCACUAGAAAAUACUAUUUGCUACAUAAAAAUCUUCUAAUUAAAAGUGUUACUUUAGAUUUUUUAACAAACUAUUUAAAACAAAGUUCAAACAUAUGGCUUUCAUUUAAAAAAAAGGAAAUGAGUUUGAAAUAAAAGAAUGCAAUGAUUAUCUGGGACUUUUUUUUUUUUAAACAAACGAUUUAAAAAUUGUAACUCCGUCACAUGGCUACAAAGUUGCAGUCACAUUUA